Messenger RNA from Asterias rubens (European starfish), 2693 nucleotides. RefSeq names its product short transient receptor potential channel 4-like. Gene Ontology annotation, molecular function: protein binding; store-operated calcium channel activity; inositol 1,4,5 trisphosphate binding. Bases 166 to 2646 code for a protein of 826 amino acids. Gene Ontology annotation, cellular component: membrane; cation channel complex. Gene Ontology annotation, biological process: regulation of cytosolic calcium ion concentration; manganese ion transport; calcium ion transmembrane transport. The record is from RefSeq and is a predicted model, not a curated record. NCBI's taxonomy places the organism in Eukaryota, Metazoa, Echinodermata, Asteroidea, Forcipulatida, Asteriidae. The transcript is spliced from 16 exons.
CUAAUAAACAUGGUUGUUGACGUGUUAUGGACGACUGUAGUGUUGUUGCUAUAACCUCGAUGAAAUAAGGAAAGUUCAAUGUGAAGAAGACGAAGAGGAGAUAUCCUUACCGAGGACCAGUCAGCUCACAGGGCAAUUGAAGGAAGCAGAUACUAGACAGAAAACAUGUCUUUGGAGAACGAUUUCUUGGAGGCGGUGAGCAAGAACCAGGUUGAUGAAGUGCAGAGAAUUCUCAACCUUGGUGAUAUGAUUAAUCUUCAAUGUCGAGAUGGAGAAGGGCGUACGCCACUCAUGAUUUCCAUACAGGAAGGUUUCUUGGAUGUUAUUAGUGCGCUCCUUCAGCAUGACAUUUACAUUGGUGACGCGCUGUUAUUGGCAGUAGAGGUACAGUUCGUUGGAGCAGUCAGGGUACUAUGCCGAUUCUGUGAAAAAGAACAAGUGAAGACGAGCGGUAAAGAUUUCGUGAAUGGUUUUUCUUCAAGUGUGAUGUUUUCACCUGGGACAACCCCGCUACAGCUUGCCUCCAGAUUAAAUGACUACGCAAUAGUUAAAAUACUUCUAGACCACAACGCCCGAAUGCCGAAACUGAACACCGUCAUCGCUCGUACGACAGAUGACAUCUUCGAGAAAGCCUUGGCUCAGCUGCAUUGGUACCAGGCCAUCACGAGCGAAGCCUAUCUGCUCCUAGCUAGUGAGGAUCCCAUGGACGCCGCCUUCUGGCUUGCUGACCAACUGCAGACCAUGUCCCACAGCGUAACACAACUUAAGGAAGAAUAUGACGAGCUGAAGGAUAACCUCGAGCAGUUUGUCACCAGGCUCCUUGGCUUCGCCCGCAAUCUGGACGAGAUCGAAGCCGUCCUUGGCGCCCAACGCUUCGUGACGGAUGAGUCGAACACGGAGUGCCGUACGGAUCGGGAUGCUCUACCGGUCAGACUGACGGAGGCGAUCCAUCUCCAAUUCAAAAGGUUCGUUGCCCAUUCUACGUGUCAAGACUACAUGCUGUCCCGUUGGUAUAGCGGUACCAACAAAACAUGGCGGACCUUGUCAUACGUUAAAACUGCUGCCGUAUCAGGUAGUCUGAUGGCUAUGUGGCCCCUCCUCUGCAUAUUCUACAUCAUCGUGCCUUCUGGACAAAUUGUUAACUUCAUACGAACUCCAUACGUAAGGUUUCUACUACACACUGGUUCCCGGCUCUCGUUUAUCCUCCUCCUCCUCUCGACCCCAGUGACGUCACUUCACGUCACGAAGGUCAAGAACGACAAUGAUGACGCAGUGCUAAUAUCAUUUCGUAGAUACGAAGAGCUUCGGGUUAAUCACGUGGUACCAUGGUUCAUCACUGUCUGGAUUUUAGGCAUGACGUUAUGGGAGGCGAUGCAAGUAUGGCGAUGUGGCAUUUAUAACUACUGCGCAGCCGCCAGAAACUGGCUGGUCUCUUUUCAACUCGGCUUCUACUGGGUCUAUAUCACGCUCAACAUUGUCUCAUUUGUCAAGAUCAACAGUGCAAUGCAUGUUCUUCAGUCGGCCGCUUCCCAACCGACCGACAACGCAACAGGUUCUCUUCCACCCCGAUGUGCCGUUUCGCAAAAGCUUGUUCUCAAUGCCCAACUACCAACACGCUGUCUGACUGAGAAGGGUGCAAUACCCGGAGCAGCCCCCAUGACGUCCGACCACGCAGAGACCAUGUUGUGGUCCCCGUACGAUCCCAUCUUCAUCGCUGAGGCUGCCUUCGCCGUGGCCAGCGUGCUGACCCAACUGAGUCUCCUCGACCCUAUGGUGGUCAUGAACUUCGUAGGCCCACUGCAGAUUUCACUUUGCGGAAUGCUCAGAGACACGGCUAAGUUUAUACUGCUCUUCAUCGUCGUGUGGACGGCGUUCUCGCUUGGACUGACGCACGUGUACCGGACGUUUGAGAUGAUAAGGAAAGAGGCGUGCGGGGUGAACUGUGAGACUGGAGCGUUUGGAAGUUUCUACCAGUCGAUGAUGACCCUCUUCUGGUCCCUCUUUGACCUCAUGGACCUCGAUAACCUCAUGAUUGACCCCUCCCUGAGGUUCACUGAGACUGUAGGGACAAUGAUGUACGUCUGUUUCUCCGUGGUGGGCGUGGUCGUCCUGGUGAACGCCCUCAUUGCUAUGAUGAGCAAUACGUACACUCGGGUGGAGGAAAACUCUGACGUGGAAUGGAAAGUCGCACGAACUCGGCUCAUCACAGAUUACCUAUCAGAGAGUUUAACCAUCCCACCUCCCUUCAACAUUAUACCAUCAACCAGGGGACUGAGGAAACUCUACCGAAGGCUUGUGGCGAUCGUCGGUAGAAGGCCCAGAUUACAUCGUCUGCGAAGAUCUGAUGCCGGUAAAAACUUCCAGCACGCUGGUUACAAGCAUAUCGUGAAGAAACUUGUGCAGAGAUUCUUAUGGCAAGAGAAGAUGAUGAGAGCCCGCCAGAAACACAGAGACAAGUUGCAGACAGAUACACUGGUCAGAGAAGCUGUGCAGAUGGUCAGAUCUGGUUCUAAGCGAAAGAGUAUACUCCGGAACACCUUUAGCAACACGAGUCGAGGUGACCCGUACCUGCAACGAUUUCAUCGCAAAAUGUCCGCUGACCUGAUACGUGAAUCCAGUCAGGAGACGGAGGAAGCCUGUUUUUAAUUUAUUAUUAUUUAUUUAUUUAUUAUUAUUUAUGUGUAAAAAAAAAA